Caenorhabditis sp. 36 PRJEB53466 is the source of this 10130-nucleotide messenger RNA. NCBI's taxonomy places the organism in Eukaryota, Metazoa, Nematoda, Chromadorea, Rhabditida, Rhabditidae. The record is from the annotation of a GenBank genome assembly.
AUGAUGAAGUUGAAUUUGAAGCCAAAUUUGGCAGUUAUCGUUGUCACAGUAGCGUUAGCUGUGAAUUUCAGUGAGGUAAGCUUGUUAAGUGGUCUGAAUUCUGAGUCUACUCAAAUUUUAGGCGUCUGUGGUCCGUAAGACUCGCCAGACUUGUGGCUGUGUCGAGUCUUACCAACCCACGUGCUCCUGCCAACAAUCAUCUCAACAAUACAGUUGCUCCUGCCAGCCCACAACCCCAUGUUCAUGUGCAUCUAGCCAAAGCUCGCAGUAUCAAGUUCAGACAUCCCAGUGCGUGCCGGCUUGUCGGCAGUCUUGCUCUCAACAGUGUCAAACCGUCGCCAACCCGCAAUGCGAAUCAACGUGCCAGCAGUCUUGCCAGUCCAACUCUUGCAAUCCGAUGACUUCGACACCAAUGCCGGCUUCGCAGUCGUGUCUUCCGCAGUGUCAGAACAAUUGCAUGCAGCAGUGUACCCAGCAGCAGUCGGUCGAGCAAUGUCAGCAGAUUUGUCAGGAGCAGUGCAAUCAAGAGUGUGGAGUUAGCAAUGGUCAACAGGACUCGACGACCGGCUACGGAUACAAUCCGUACAAUCCCUAUGGAUAUGGUCAGGUUCAGAAUCAGAAUCAGAAUCAGAAUCAGUACCAAAACACGCAGUGCGAACAGCAGUGCUCCUCUCAAUGCACACAACAAACGAGCUCUUCCUGCCAACAAUGUCAAUCCACGUGUCAGCCACAACGAGAGCAAGUCAUCACCAUUUACAUUUCGGCUUCUCUGCCCCAAUCCUCCGAAUGUGUGCCCCAAUGCCAGCAAACGUGUCAGCAACAGUGUCAAUCCGUCCAGCAGCCGUCCUAUCAGAAUUGUGCGCCGGCGUGCUCCACCUCGUGCUCACAAUCGUGUUCUCAACCGGCUCAGAUGGCUUGUCAGGUAGUGCAGAACAGCGGAGCUGCUGCAUGCGGAUGUCAGAGCAACUAUUCACCGUGUGGAAAUGGACAGUGUUGCAGAAAAAAGUGAUGAGGACACGUUCGAUGGAUAUUUUCUGUAAAUUUCGUAUAAUAAACGUGUUGAACGACUUUAAACUUGUGUAAGAUUUCCAAAAUUAUACACGGUCUCCAGAGCUGACAAUGCUAGUGCGCCCCGCCCAAUAGAGCGAUACAUUGGCGCGAAAUUCAAAUUUUAACAGCAAAAUUUGUGUUUUUUUGCCAGAUUAGCCACGAAAAACCGAUAAUUUCUCAUUCGUCUCUCGAUUGACCAAUUGUAUAGGCUAUCACAUAUUUUUUAAGCGCAAGAGCGUUAAAUUUGGUCAAGUCACAAAUCACAUUUAUCCGUUUGAAGGUUUUUGGCUAAAACUGCCUGAAUUUGAGUUGCUUUUCGGUAAUUUUCGCGGUUCGAGCGCUCAAAAUGCUUGUAUUCACGUGAUUUAUUUCAUUCUCAAAACCAAAAUGAGCGCAAAAUGAGAAGUGCGGUUUUUAGGCGGCGAUCGGUGGCGAAGUAAAAACCGUGUAAAACAAAACCGCAAUAGUUGAGCAACCUUUUGUCACAACGUUUCCCCUCCAUUUUCCCUCUUUUGCUGCAAAAGAGCCUUCUCAAGACCCACUGGACUGAGAAGAGGGACACCGAAAAAAGUGCAUUAGAAAUGCGACUUGUUACCCUUCAAAUGCAUAUCUCCUUUCCCCUCUCUCUCUCUCUCUCUCUCUCUCUCUCUUUCUCUCUUUCUCUCUUUCUUUCGUACAUAAAUAGAAGAGGCUUCUAGCUACCUUUUUAUGCAAAAUCAACUCUCUCUCCUCUUUGUAUUUUCAGUGAGCUACUUACUCAGACAAGGAGAAACGCUCUCAAUUAGGAUGUAAACGGAUGUAGACACAAAGAUAAUUGGCUUCUGAGCUCUCGGAGCUCUCGUAGCUCAUCGGCCAACUUCUUUGUGCUCCGAGAGCUCCGAUGACUCCUCUUUUAUCAUAGGUCAAUUCAAUUCCUUGUGGCUUUUCAAACUCGCGUCAAAACUUGUUCUCCUCCAAUCCCAUCCCCCUCUCAACCCCCCAAAAAAACACCAAUUUUAUGGUCCGAAAAGAGAGAAGCGGCGCAGUUUUACUUGUUUUUUGUGCUGCCCCCCCCUCAAAUACCACUCCCUUUUUUCAUUCGCGCCACUCGUUUCGUUCCUCUUUCUCCAGAAGUUUUUUCUCGUUUUUUUUUCCCGCCCCGAAAAAAGAGCACUUCACAUAAAUCGUUUUGCCGGACGGAAAAUGGAGAAAAAGUGAGGAGCUGGCAGGAGAUGGGAAAGUGCAAAAGAGAGCCUCUUGAGCCACUGGGAGAGGGGCGCUUUUACGGAAUUUCGAAUCCGAAUUUCACUUCUUUUUUUUGCUGCACAAACUGCUACAGUAUACAAACUCUUAUCGGCAAUGGAAUGAACAUCGACCCUUGCCCCCUCCUUUUUAGUAUAGUAUUGUUGACCCGAAAAUUAGCAUGCAACUCGCUUACUGCUCCUUCUCCUGCCCGAUUCGUAUCAGGAAACAGAAAAAAGGGUAUUUAGGAUAGGAAAUUGAGUUUAUGCCUUCCUGAAUUUCUUUUCUUCUACCUUUUCUCCUUCUUUUACUGAUCUCUCGGAUCGUCAAACUCCAUCAUCCAUUUCAUCCCCUCUUCCUCUAUCUCUCUCUCUCUCUCUGCCUCAUGCUGCUCCUGAAGCCCUCUAUCAGGUGGCGCUCCUGACUCUUCCCGCAACACACCCUUUGCCUGUCUCCGUCUUCUCAUAUCCCGAUGACUUUUCAACUUUUAUCUGUUAUCAUAUCACAACUGAGCCCUUCGGCACAACUUUUAUCACUCGCAACUUUCGCCGCAACAACCCAACUACGUGUUUAUUCAGCCUCUCUGGAUAUUAAUUUCCAAUAUCAUCAACUUUUUGCCCUCUCCCUCUCCCUCUCGCCCUCCCUAUGUUUACAUUCUUACUCAUAGUCUGUCUACUCAAAAUCAUAGAACACUAGACGUUUCCUCUUUGCUCUCCUCAUUUUUUAUUCAUAAUCUCAAGUAGACGGAGGCAAGUACGAAGAGAAUGAACGCUCCAAUCGAAAAUUCGAUGGCACUUUCCUUUCUCUUUCAUUCUCUUCCAUUCCGAAGACGAAAAACAAGUGAAUGCACAACACACAACACAUACAAAUCAGUGCCUGUUUGUACUAGAUUUGAUUGAUUUAGCUGAUUUAGCCAGCUGAUAGGAAUGAGGGGGGUUAUGUCAUGUAUUUUUGUAUGACUCUAGAUGAUAAAAGAUUGACACGCAUCAUUUAGCCACGUCAAAAGAAAUGGCGAAACGAUGAUUCGAACGAAAAAUUGAUGCGUUUCUUACAUUUGAAAAAUCUAAAACUUUGCGAGUUCUGAUCCAGCACUUACUCUACUCUGUACCAGAGUUGAGCGGAAGAACUCAACGGAAGAAUUUUUAUAUUUUUUAGAAAAUUUUUUCAUUAAAUGUGAUCAACUGACGAAAUGUAUAGCAAAGUGAACUCUGUUCAUAGAAAAAUAUUUGUAAAUUUAGCUUUUCAUACAAAAAAGUGAUUCGAGUUGUUGCGUGAAAAAAAGGCUAACGGGGAAGACGGAAGGACAUUUUCACGGAACAACUCGAAUAACUUUUUUGUAUGAAAAGCUAAAUUUACAAUUAUUUUUCUAUGAGCAGAGUUCACUUUGCUAUACAUUUCGUCAGUUGAUCAAAUUUCAUGAAAAAAUUUUCUAAAAAAGAUAAAAAUUCUUCCGUGUUCUUCCGUUGAGUUCUUCCGCUCAACUCUGCUCUGUACCAUCAUCUUACAUGAUAAAAAUUAUAUCAUAAAAUAUAAAAUUAAUCAUAAAAUCAUUCAGCCCAUCUCUGUCUUGUUCUAAUGUCCGCCAACUCAAUCGAUAUGUAAACAUUCGUUCGUCUCAUCAUCAUAAAUCCAUUCCAGAUGUUCUUCCGCUCAUUUCCCCCCUUCCUCCUCCGCAUCUGAUGUGCUAUUGAAAAUGUUGAAAACGUCUAUAAAAGUAAGAAAGGAUCGAUCCGCUCAUUUCUCAUCUGAAUCAAUCUUUAUUUUCAUUUUAUCCCUCAUCGCCUUCUUCUGAUCACUUCCUCAUUUAGCAUCUGUAAUUCAAUCUAUCUCAGUUUUCAUCAUAUCCAUGCCUGUCUCACUUUCUCUACGAGCACAAAUCUUUCGUUUUUUUCUUUUCUUUUCGCAAACUAUAUUUUAUUUGCAGCACUCUGACUGAAAAUCUACGUGAACGGCGGCCCGACGGCAUGACGGCCGAUGCGGACUUGCUCGAAGGAUACGAUGAGGUACUUAGUGAUAUAAUAGCGGAAAAGGGGGGUGAAGGGUGUCUCUACGCUUAUUGUUACACUCAAUCAUUGUUCUUUUUUCUGUGAAAAUCGGGCCGUCACAAAUUUUUGUUCGGCACAACAAAAAUUUGAAAUUAAUUCCAAUUCUUCGUGUGUUCAAAAGACGAAUUCCUGCGGGUCUUUAGAAUUCAAUUUUUCCAUUAUUACACACAGUUUCAUAAACGGACCGUCAAACACCUAAAAAGGGGCGACGGCAAACAGGUCUGUUCUUUCUCAUCUUUUGUAAUUCUCCACCCUCCCGCCCGACAGUUUUUUCGACAUUUUGUCAACAAUGCCCUCUCCUCCACCGGUCUGUUCCUUCAAUUCAUUUAGUCCAUUGCCAUUAAUCCCACUCACAAAUAUCAAAUUGCCUGACCGUUCACUUGCAGGAACUCGGCGGCAACGAGGCUCAGAAAAGAGAUUGCAAAGGAAUCACGACGGCCGUCAUCGUCGUCCUAUUCAUUAUGGCACUCAUAUUUGCAGCCUUGGUACUCUUUACACCUUGUAAGUUACGAUCGACAGCACGGGGAGGGGGUAUAAAUAUUGCUGUUUUACAGUAUUCGCUUCUACUCACUUGCCGUCAAAACGCCUCAACAUUUCCGACCUUCGAAACCUGCGCUAUCCGUUUGGAGAGUUUCAGUUCACUCUCGAUAAUCCGAACACUAUUGUAAUGCAAAGUUGGGAAGGUGUGGAGCUGGUGGAAGACGGAGUCUCACGACUGCUUUUCGGAAGAGAAAGUGGAGUAGGUUUUUAAUUUCCGUUCCAGUUUUUCUAUCAUUUGUUGUUGCAGGGAGAAAUCUCUCCGUCGGCCGAUCUCAAAUAUUUUGCUCUGACGGAUCACGCGACGAAUCCGGGAAUGAACCCGCAGAACGAGACGUACCAUUUGAAGAUUGUGAACAAUGAAGAAAGGUUUCAUCCCUUGUUACCCUAUGAGUUUGAAGACUUGUUCCGCAACUUUGCGGAUUCCAGAAUCACUCAUGAUGUCGGUCUCCGCGGAAAAGAGUCCACGGUGCAGGCGUUCAAGUGGAACGGAAAGUUUAACGAUUUUGUGAGUACUAGUGUUUGGCUGUGUGCAUGAACUAGGUUUACUAUAGAUCGCUUCCCAUAGCGCUUUUUUCUCACUAUUUAAAGGACCAGGGAACCCAAAAAUUUUUUGAUUUUUUGUGACUGUUUGAAUUGUCUCUUAUUGCCUCAUACACUGGUGAAAUGCUGCCUCUCAAAAAUGCCAAUGAACGAAACGGCCUGCAGUUGAAGUUGUGGCCGUGGCCUAGAAAUAUGCGCUUCUCGGCCAUUUUAUUUUUUCCGCUUUUUUACCGGGUUUUUUUCCAAAAAUUCACGGUUUCUCCCAUUUUUCAGUUGAUUGACAUUUGUUCGGCACUUACGUAUUUUUUCACUGCUAAAAAAUUGUUUUCAUUCAGUCGAUACGAAGUGCCAGAUGAGUGGCUUCCGUGGAACAAGAGUGAUUUUAUCGCGAAAAAAGCGGAAAAAAGCGGAAAAAAUAAAAUGGCCGAGAAGCGCAUAUUUCUAGGCCAUUGGCGCUAGGCCACGUCCACAACUUCAACUACAUGCCGUUUCGUUUAUUGGCAUUUUUGAGAGGCAGCAUUUCACCAGUGUAUGAGGCAAUAAGAGACAAUUCAAACAGUCACAAAAAAAUCAAAAAAUUUUUGGUUUCCCUGGUCCUUUAACUAUAUCUAACUAUGUCAGGUGUUUGUGGAGAACAACAAAAUCUACUACAAAACAGCUCCAGAAGAGAAGGGCGUUGUGAAAGUCAGUAAUGGAGGUCAAAACACGGUGGACGGCCUGUUCGACUGGAUCUAUGAAGAGGAAAUUUUCGGAAAGAAAGAUGCUCUCUGGUGGUCUCCGAAUGGAAAUCGUUUGGCGUUCGCCUCCUACGACAAUCAUCUCACUCGCAACAUUUCGCUCAAAAGCUACCAUCGUCUGAACUCCUAUACCAUCGACACCAAUCUUCAUUACCCGAAGACGUUCGCCAAAGUCCUUCCCUCUUAUACUCUCUCCAUUUGGGACAAGAGAACGGAGCAAGCUCGGCAAAUGGAUGUUCAGCUCAAGGACAGUCUCUCCUAUCACUACUUGCUGGCGGUGAAGUGGUUGGAGAUCAAUGGGACGGAGCGGUUGGUCUCGGUUUGGACGAAUCGCUAUCAGAAUGAGAUUGCGUUGACCAUUUGUGAUUGGGAGUCUGCGAUUUGUCACUUGGUGCGUCGUCAAAAUAUUGCCCAGUGAGAAUUCUAACUCAAUGUUUACAGGAGUUCGAGUACAAGUACGCCGCGAAACGUUGGGUGUCCCAUGAUGAUUUCAAUACAAUGAUCGCCUUCGAGGACACUCUCUACUUCCUUCUGCCUCACGAUCUCCGUGGCAAUGCUUUCCAACAAAUUGCCACUCUUCGACUGUCCAACGGCCAACACCGAACGCCAAAGUUUCUGCAGCUCGGCGAGUUCGAUGUCACUUCAAUCGAGGGAAUCUCUCCGAAAACUAGAACUCUCUACUAUCAUGCGGCUGCUCCCAGGCCUCAACAAAGAAACCUUUUCGCGUAUACUCUCCUGGAGAAAGCUGAUAAAUCUGUGAACUGUGUCACUUGCGGCAUCACAAACUGUUCGUGGGCUCAGGCACAGUUGGAUGAUGAAAUGACACGGGCGAUUGUGUCGUGUAAGGGCCCAGCAGCGCCACAUACAACUCUGAUGAACUUGACAGGAAAUGUGAAGCAGGAAAAGGCCGACUGUGAGCGUAUUCACUUAUUUCACACUGUUUUAUGUCUUUUUUUAGAUGCUGAACUUCUGGAAGAUCGCUCGUAUCAAAUCAAAAUGGAAGAAGCUGCCCUGCCAGUGAUUAUCACCGAAAAGAUUAAGAUUUCCGAUGACUACGGUACUAAUCUUUAAGUUUUCUUUAAACAGUUCGCAAUAUCAGUUACAGAUGCCCUCAUCAAGCUCUCUAUUCCUCGAGACGUUUACCAUCGGGAUAAAAGUCGUGCGAUUCCACUGCUCGUUCAUGUUUACGGCGGACCAAACGAUCAAAACACAAAGGACACGACACAAGUUGGCAUCGAAGAAAUUGUCGCAUCUGGGCAGCAAGUGGCCAUUCUGCGCAUUGACGGACGCGGCAGCGGCGGAAGAGGAUGGAAGUAUCGAUCGGCGGUUUACGGACAACUGGGCACUGUGGAGGUUGAUGAUCAGCUGAGUGUCAUCAAGUAAUUCUAGUGAAUGUUUGCAUAGAGAGUACGUAUCUCGUUGUUACAGGGUGGUUCUCCGACUCUAUCGUCAUAUGCUCGACGCCAAUCGAGUUGCGGUCUUCGGAUGGUCCUACGGAGGUUUCAUGACUUUGUCGAUGGUCAACGAGGCCUCGGAGAACUUUUUCAAGUGUGCCAUUUCAGUGGCGCCGGUCACUAAUUUUGCCUAUUAUGGUGAGGUUUUCUGUUGGGUUCUCACAUCCUAUUAUAGGGGUACCGGACAGAAAGGGCGCGCUAUUGAGAAGAGCCCGCGAAAACCUGGGGGACAAAUAGAAAUUCUAUACAUGAAAAAGAAAAAAUUACUUAAAUUCACCACGAAAAAGGUGAGAACACAAUCGAUUUAUUAAAAAGAAAACGAAAAAACUGAAGGAAAACAACAAUUUCUGCAGCAGCCUACGUGGCCGCGGACUAACUUUCUCUUCUCACACCAUUCAAAUUUAGAGUCCCCCAGGUUUUCGCUUGCCACGGCCUCCUGCACGAGAAAAGCGCAAGCAAUUACGCGUGCUCUCUGCGUCGCCGGCAGCAUUCUCCUUGUCUCGCACUCUCUCGCUUGCCUACUGUCGCUCGAGAAGCGAAAUGAGAGUUGGUGUGGCGCUCGGAACGCCGCCGGAAGAAUACUGAUUUAUCUUUCCGUUUUUCUUCAUGAACGUGUUUAUCAUGAGCAAAACUUGCAAAGAGCAACAAAAAAUUCUGAAAAAAAUGCCGGCGUCAGUACGAAAUUUGCAUUUUUCGUGUUGCGGUUGAUUAUGCGUGCUACAAGUGAGAAUCAAAAUCAUCUUCCGUUAUUUCGUGAUGAAAACGUUGCCCGAGGGUUUUUCAUGACCACAUCAUCAAAAAUUUAACGAAAUUAAUCGUGUAAGCCACAUUGGGAGCACCGAUUUCACACUUCGGUGGCCAACGAAGUUUCAUCGGAGACUUCAGAUGCGUGCUCUCGGAAGAGUACUGAUUCAUUUUUCCCGCUUUCUACGGGAAUAUGUUAAAUAUGAUCAGUACUUCGAAGCAGCAACAAAAAACUUGAAAAAAUAUUCUGGAGUGUCCACGGAGACGGCUUCUGAAAGAGCUACAGUUUUCUGCUGACUUCAGAAGCGUGCUGUUGGAGGAGGGAAAACUUUUUUUGACUGAUUUCAGCUGUAAACUGUUGUUUACACUUCAUCGAAACAAAGAGCAAUGAAUAAUCGCAAGUUUUUCUUAUUCUCCAGCUGUGAAUUCCGAAGAUGUGAGCACGACGUAUUCUGGUGGACAAGUUAGUCAGAAUCCACCAGUUUCUCACAUUUUUUGAUAGGAAAUGUUCACAUACGGGUAAAACUUCGAAUUAAACAAUAGUCGAGUGAGAAUGAAUGUUGCCGCCGUUGGUGAGUCCGUGAGAGUCGGAUCUGUCGUAAUCUUGGCUCAAGUCGGCGUGCUUCAAACCGCCAUAUCUCUCUUCAAACUCAUCCAAUCUACUCGUUCGAAGUCGCAAAAGAAAGCUCAUGAAAUUUAGAAACUUUUUGUGUGUGUGAAUUUGUAAAAAAAGUGGUUUCUUGCUCACGUUAUCCUGGAAAAAAACCUCAAAAAAAGGCCACUUUUUUUCCACUGAAAAACUUCAAAGUGAUGCAUCUGCCUUCAAACUGCAUCAAUUUACUUGAUUAAAAAAAGCAAAACGUAGGCCUCUCUAAUGUCUACAACUUGCCAGAAUCAGAUUUUCGAAAAAAUUUUUUCCUGAUUUUUAAAGUGACUGCAAAGUUUUCUCUUCGUGGUUUGUUACAUCCCAUUCAUUCGAAUCACAGCUAUAUUUGAUAUUUUUGUGUUCAAUGCUUGAAUAUAAUUGUGUAUUAACGAAAAGUGACGAAACAGUCAAGAAAAUUUUCUUGUACCCGCUCCUAGACAUGUCUUAUACUCAAAUUUUGGUAAAACUGGCUCUUUUCAACACACAGGAACUUUUUUGAUUGGCUAAUAAAAAAAAAAGAUUCCUAAUUUUUGUCUUAGUCUGUUCAGAUUUUUCGAGAUUUUAUUUUUUGUGGUAACCAUGCCGCCGACAACUUUUCCGUGUUGAACAAGAAAUUUUUUGAUGGAUAAUGCAAGCGCGCUCUACGGUCAUGCGUUAGAGAUGAGAGACGGCUGAGUAUGCGCGUUUCGCGAUCCGGCUUGCACAUUUCUCGUGCCGGAGGCCGUGUUGCUCUUCUCAAUAGCGCGCCCUUUCUGUCCGGUGCCCCUAUAAUAAAUUUGUUUUCUAGAGAGUUUAUUGAACGCGAAACUCAUUUCAGAUGCCACGUACACCGAGAGAUACAUGGGAGACGCUCCACUCGAGUCGUACAGUGACGUCACCAGGAAACUGGACAACUUCAAAACCACCAGACUCCUUCUUAUGCAUGGACUCCUUGAUGGUAAGGUGUGGUUCUGAGCCUCAACUAAAAACUGAUUAUUCAGAUAACGUGCACUUUCAAAACAGUGCAAUACUGAUAGAGGAGCUGCAGAACAAAGGAAUCGACUUUGAUUUGAUGGUCUAUCCGAAUCAGGCGCACUCUUUAUCCACCCGAACGUCUCAUGUCGUCGGAAAGAUGUCACAAUUUUUGAAACAAUGUUUUGCUUCGGAAAAAUAG